AUUUGAACGGUGAAAAGCGGGCUUGCAAACAUUCGAGAGGGAAACAAAGACGGAGAAAACAUCUCACUGCUGUUGGACACAAAAAACUGGAAUAAGUUACUUAUUUAAACACCAGGAUACAUUGGCAAUCGACAAGAUUUCCGUCAUGUCUCACAAACAGAUCUACUACUCUGACAAAUACGAUGAUGACAAGUACGAGUACAGGCAUGUAAUGCUACCCAAAGACAUUGCAAAGCGUGUACCGAAGACCCAUUUGAUGUCGGAGACCGAGUGGCGGAACCUGGGUGUUCAACAGAGCCAAGGAUGGGUGCAUUACAUGAUCCACCAGCCAGAGCCGCACAUCUUGCUGUUCCGGCGCCCUCUGCCCAACCCAAAAUCAUAAGUGAGAGAUACUCUGGGUCCUUGGAAGAUCAGUCACACUUAUGUGCCACAGAUCAACGCAUCAAAAUGGGGAUCAUGCUUUCAGAUUACCAGGCUCUUGUGUGGUAGGUGACUUGUAAUUUGGGCUGAUCAUGUUGGACCUGGAGAAGGACUAUCACAGUUAUGAACAGUGGUUGUGGAAUGGAGUGUGUGUUGAAGGAACAAAAUCAUCACCCUUCUUUUGGGGAAAAGACUUGUGCACGUUAACAGCGAGACACCGAAACAUUAAGAUCAGCUAACACUGUCUUUUUGACUUAACCUAUCUGUCCAACUUGCUGAACCUGCUUGGAUAUUCCAGCUUUUUAGAGCAAUUGUUAUAAGAUGUGGGGAGUGAAACUUGUUCAAACAUUUGAUUUAUUCUAACAGAGUGUAUUCUGGGUCAAGCGCGGGUCACAACACAAGCCAGAUAGAGUACUUGGUGCCAAAAUUAAGUUGAACUCUGAAACAUCAAACUGCGGUUUUAAGUGACAUGUUGCUGCUCAGUUUAAAUGACACUAUAAAUUGGCAUUUAACAAUUUGUCAUGUGCAUGGAAAGCCGUAUCUAUAACAGUCACCUAGAAACUAGUUUUGAUCGCCUUUUUUCCAUAAGAGCAUAUAUUAGUUUGGGGCCUACUUUAAAACAAAUCUUCUUGAUGGGUCUGAUUUGUACCAGUGAGCUGCUCAGUAUUUAUGAAUGUGUUGCCCUUUCUGAAAUAAAUGUAAACUUUUAAAUCUUAA
This is a messenger RNA of Xiphias gladius (swordfish), 1137 nucleotides long. RefSeq names its product CDC28 protein kinase regulatory subunit 1B (gene cks1b). Gene Ontology annotation, molecular function: histone binding; cyclin-dependent protein serine/threonine kinase activator activity; ubiquitin binding. The record is from RefSeq and is a predicted model, not a curated record. The coding region runs from base 146 to 382 and encodes 78 amino acids. Gene Ontology annotation, cellular component: cyclin-dependent protein kinase holoenzyme complex; SCF ubiquitin ligase complex. Gene Ontology annotation, biological process: regulation of mitotic cell cycle. Lineage: Eukaryota; Metazoa; Chordata; Actinopteri; Istiophoriformes; Xiphiidae. The transcript is spliced from 4 exons.